CGAAGUGUCCUAGCUGUCCGCACAAGAUUGUAACCAAUUCUGCUUAGUUUCAAAUGGCACGAACCUGUGCUUUAAGUGCCAAAAUAUGAGUAGACAAAGAUUAGUAGUUGGCUGGCUCUAUGUGUAUGGAUCUACAAACCAAAGUCUUUCAUCAAGUCUCCGUGAUGGUGUAGCGGUAACAUCGGUCGCUCUCAAGCGCAACCUCAGGCUUAGCCUGUAUGUACUCGUGUCCCGACCAGCCCGGGGUUCGACUCCCCGUCACGGAAUUCUUUUUUGCCAACCGUUUUGUGGUGGAUCGUUUUUUUUUUUCGGCGUAAUUUUUGCUUCACCCCACCAGCGGGGAGAGUUGGAAAGACUUGCUUGGUCAGCAGGCAACAAACGGGGCGAAUCGUCAAUUUAACGAUCCGGAGCUACGGAAUGGAUGUACUUCAGUCUGCGAAGUGAUAUGGGAGAAAGGGAAAGGGAAAGGAGUG
This is a messenger RNA of Xylona heveae TC161, 473 nucleotides long. RefSeq lists its product as hypothetical. The coding region runs from base 86 to 400 and encodes 104 amino acids. Lineage: Eukaryota; Fungi; Ascomycota; Xylonomycetes; Xylonales; Xylonaceae. The record is from RefSeq and is a predicted model, not a curated record. The transcript has a single exon.